UCCUCCCUUAGCAACACUCCUAUGAUCCCCCUCUUUCUUAUUCACAAAUCAGACACACACACACAAAAACAGUCAACAGUUUGAAAGAGACCGGACAUGUCAAGCUUGGCUUACUUUUGAUUUAAAAAGGGAACCAGUGCCAGAGAAGCAUCUACAAAGAAACUCCAGAUCUCAGACCGAAAUGACUUUAUGGACAUCUGUCAUUCUGGUCCUACAGCUGCUAUUAAACCUGUGCUUCCAUGCAGAGGCCCAGUCUUUGGCAAUCUAUGAUCUACUCACCUCGCCGGACUGCUUGCCAGACCUGCUGCAAGGAGGUUUGGCUGAACAAGGGGUGAAUGAGGCUUUUAUCUUAACCACCUUCAAGCUGCAGCCCAAGACUGGGACCACUGUGUUUGCCUUGUUCAACCCGAGGGACAACAGCAAGUAUUUUGAGUUUACAGUGAUGGGGAAGCUCAACCGAGCUGUGUUGCGUUACUUGCGGACUGACAAGAGAAUGAGCUCCGUUAGCUUCAACAACCUGGUGCUGGCGGACGGCCAGCAGCACCGGCUGUUGUUCCACCUGAAGGGGCUGCAGCAGCAGGGGCCAGGCGGGGUGGAGCUACAUCUGGACUGCAGGCUGGUAGAGACCGUCCGGGAUCUUCCUGCCGCCUUCCAGGGUUUGCCGGCCGGGUACGGCAUGGUGGAGCUGAAGACGAUGCACGCCAGGGAGCAGGAGAGCUUAGACGAGCUGAAACUGGUGGUCGGGGACUCGUUUGAAAAUGUUGCAUCAUUACAAGAUUGUCAUUUUCAGCAAAGGGACUCAGUUCAAACGUUAGGGGUCAACACAAAGCAGUUGUCCAAUCAAAUGCUGGAGUUAACAAAGGUGAUAAAUGAGCUGAAGGACGUGCUCAUUCAGCAGGUCAAAGAAACAUCUUUCCUCCGAAACACCAUUUCAGAGUGUCAGGCUUGUGGUCUGGGUGGAACAGAGGUGGUGAAACCGAGAUGUGCUCCAGGUGUCUGUUUCCGUGAUGAUAUGUGUAUGGAGACAGCAAACGGUGUUGAGUGUGCGCCCUGUCCAGAUGGAUACACUGGAGACGGCUUUAACUGUGAUGACGUUGAUGAGUGCCAGUUUAACCCCUGCUUCCCCGGGGUGAAGUGCGUUAACACCGCCCCUGGCUUCCGCUGCGAUGCCUGCCCACUGGGUUUCAUCGGCCUGCCGGUGGAGGGCGUGGGCAUUUUGUUUGCUCAAACCAACAAACAGGUCUGCGAUGACAUUGAUGAAUGCAAAGGACCCGACAAUGGCGGCUGUACCGCAAACUCAAUCUGUCACAACUCUGUUGGCUCCUUUUACUGUGGCAGGUGUAAGUCAGGAUUCACAGGAGAUCAGGUGAGGGGCUGUGAGCCAGAGCUCAGCUGUGGAAACAGCCUGACCAACCCCUGCGACAUCAACGCCAAGUGCAUCCCAGAAAGAGAUGGGUCUAUUACUUGUCAGUGCGGAAUUGGCUGGGCCGGCAACGGAUACCUGUGUGGGAAAGACACAGACAUUGAUGGAUACCCAGAUGAAAAACUCAAGUGCAAGGACACAAACUGUCGAAAGGACAAUUGCAUCUUUGUUCCUAACUCCGGUCAAGAGGACGCCGACAGGGAUGGCCAGGGAGAUGCAUGCGAUGAGGAUGCAGAUGGUGAUGGUAUUCCAAACGAGCAGGACAACUGCCGGCUGAAGGCCAACGUGGACCAGAGGAACAGUGACGUAGACAGCCACGGCGACGCCUGUGACAACUGCCGCAUGGUGAACAACCCCGACCAGCGGGACACUGAUGGAGACGGCAAAGGAGACGCCUGCGAUGAUGACAUGGACGGAGAUGGCUUGAAGAACUUCCUGGACAACUGCCAACGUGUCCAGAACAGAGACCAGCUGGACCGGGAUGGAGACGGAGUGGGAGAUGCUUGUGACAGCUGCCCCGACAUCCCCAACCCAAACCAGUCGGACAUUGAUAAUGACCUGGUUGGAGACUCGUGUGACACAAAUCAGGACAGCGACGGCGAUGGCCACCAGGAUACCAAGGACAAUUGUCCGCUCGUGAUUAACAGCUCCCAGCUGGACACUGACAAAGACGGGCUUGGAGAUGAAUGUGACGAUGACGAUGACAAUGAUGGUAUCCCAGAUAUUUUACCACCAGGACCAGACAACUGCAGACUGGUGCCUAACCCUGAGCAGAUUGAUGACAACAAUGAUGGUGUUGGCGAUAUCUGUGAGUCUGACUUUGACCAGGACAAAGUGAUUGACCGGAUUGACAACUGCCCUGAGAAUGCCGAGAUCACCCUGACAGACUUCAGGGCCUACCAGACAGUAGUGCUGGACCCUGAAGGCGACGCCCAGAUUGACCCCAACUGGGUUGUCCUUAACCAGGGCAUGGAAAUAGUUCAGACCAUGAACAGUGACCCCGGACUUGCUGUUGGGUACACGGCUUUCAGCGGAGUCGACUUUGAAGGGACGUUUCACGUGAACACAGUUACUGAUGAUGACUACGCCGGCUUCAUCUUUGGCUACCAGGACUCGUCGUCCUUCUAUGUGGUGAUGUGGAAGCAGACAGAGCAGACUUACUGGCAAGCAACCCCCUUCAGAGCUGUGGCUGAGCCCGGCAUCCAGCUCAAGGCUGUAAAGUCUAGAUCUGGCCCUGGGGAACACUUGAGGAACUCACUGUGGCACACAGGAGACACCACCGACCAGGUGCGUCUGCUGUGGAAGGACCCGAGGAACGUCGGCUGGAAAGAUAAGGUUUCCUACCGCUGGUACCUGCAGCACCGUCCGCAGGUCGGAUACAUCAGAGUGCGGUUUUAUGAAGGGACUCAGCUGGUUGCAGAUUCUGGUGUGACCAUCGACACGACCAUGAGAGGAGGCCGACUCGGCGUGUUCUGUUUCUCUCAAGAAAACAUCAUCUGGUCUAAUCUGAAAUAUCGCUGCAACGAUACCAUCCCAGAGGAUUUCCAGGAGUUCAGCGCUCAGCACACCGUUGACUCAAUCUAAAGUCAAGACUCGUGGAUGCCUCCGAAUCGACAAGGAGUGCAUCUCUGCGUGGGUGUAUCUGUAUGCAUGUGACCGUGGUGACUUGUGUGUGUAUGUGUGAUGUUUUUUUUUUGUUUUUUUAACUGUGUUACGGAUACAGAAACAUAUUUGACUACCAUCGUGUACUGUAUGAUCCAGUUGUUCUGUCCUUUUAUUCAGAUCUGGUCUCCCUAAUCAUCUUUGUAAGGCGUUCAGUGAAAACGAGAUAAAUGUUAGGAAAUAUGCAGUUUAUACUCUAUGCAUCGAAUAUCAAAAGAACAGAGACAGGCUCUAACUAAUACUUAAAGCUGUACGUUGAAAGAAAUGAUUAAAUAUCAGUGGAGCCAUGUUAUAAUCUACAUCCUUUGAUUAAACAAUUAUGUAUCAACCAGCUGUCAGCCACCUACAUCCUAGGAGUUUUUUUUAUCUCCAGUGGUUGGCAGGUAUAAUUUGUAGUUUUUGCAAGACAAGAAUAAUAGACCAUUUUCCUUCUCACCUCCUUGUUAAAAUGUGACAAAUUAGGUAAAAAAAUGUCACAGAAAAUCCCUUCUUAGGGCCCUUCUUUAUUUUCAUUGUAUAUUCUGCACGAUGAAAAAACAUUUUUCAUUGACUGACCCUAAGCAUUUUGUGGGUUGCUCUGUAAAAAGAGAGAGGUUGUCUUGCAUCAAAAGGCUAGUUUCCCAAUAAAAUGCCAUGUUUUAAGA
Fundulus heteroclitus (mummichog) is the source of this 3729-nucleotide messenger RNA. RefSeq names its product thrombospondin 4b (gene thbs4b). Gene Ontology annotation, molecular function: calcium ion binding. The record is from RefSeq and is a predicted model, not a curated record. Bases 182 to 3007 code for a protein of 941 amino acids. Gene Ontology annotation, biological process: cell adhesion. Gene Ontology annotation, cellular component: extracellular region. NCBI's taxonomy places the organism in Eukaryota, Metazoa, Chordata, Actinopteri, Cyprinodontiformes, Fundulidae. The transcript is spliced from 22 exons.